This is a messenger RNA of Sinocyclocheilus rhinocerous, 4144 nucleotides long. RefSeq names its product 3-hydroxy-3-methylglutaryl-coenzyme A reductase-like. The transcript is spliced from 22 exons. The record is from RefSeq and is a predicted model, not a curated record. Gene Ontology annotation, molecular function: hydroxymethylglutaryl-CoA reductase (NADPH) activity; protein binding; NADP binding. The coding region runs from base 287 to 2941 and encodes 884 amino acids. NCBI's taxonomy places the organism in Eukaryota, Metazoa, Chordata, Actinopteri, Cypriniformes, Cyprinidae. Gene Ontology annotation, biological process: sterol biosynthetic process; coenzyme A metabolic process; isoprenoid biosynthetic process. Gene Ontology annotation, cellular component: peroxisomal membrane; endoplasmic reticulum membrane.
CUUAGGAGGAUGCCGGUUUUUGCGACUGGAGUCCUCAAACGUCGGGAUAUGGAUUAAUAUCGUCUACAUUUAUUUAUUUCGGCCACUCUAAUCAUGAAAAGCACCGCUAAAUGUUAAUUUAUAACAGUGAAUAUAUAUAUAUAGGCUUUUAUUUAAUCAGCCGCAUAUGUGGAGGAUUUUACAGUGAUUUGCUCUUGGUGUACUAAUUCGUAAACCCUCAUUGACCCCUAUUGCGUUGACAGAAUAAAUGACAGAAAUGAGUAAGUGACUGUAACACACCUUCAAAAUGCUGACGAGACUUUUCCGAAUCCACGGCCUCUUUGUGGCCUCCCAUCCUUGGGAAGUCAUUGUGGCUACUGUGACUCUCACCAUCUGCAUGAUGUCCAUGAAUAUGUUCACUGGAAAUAACCAGAUUUGUGACUGGAACUUUGAUUGCCCCAAAUUGGAGGAGCAAAUCUUAAGCAGUGAUAUCAUUAUCCUGACAAUCACAAGAUGCAUAGCGAUCGUCUAUAUUUACUUUCAGUUCCAAAAUCUUCGACAGUUAGGAUCCAAAUACAUAUUGGGCAUUGCAGGACUUUUCACAAUAUUCUCCAGUUUUGUGUUCAGCACAGUUGUGAUUCACUUCCUGGACAAGGAGCUGACAGGUCUCAAUGAGGCCUUGCCAUUCUUUCUGCUGUUGAUUGACCUCUCUAAAGCAUGUGCUCUGGCCAAGUUUGCAUUGAGUUCAAACUCACAGGAUGAGGUGAGAGAGAAUAUUGCCAAAGGAAUGGCUGUUUUAGGACCCACUUUUACUCUUGAUGCCCUUGUGGAGUGCCUGGUGAUCGGUGUAGGGACAAUGUCAGGUGUGCGACAGCUUGAGAUCAUGUGCUGCUUUGGUUGCAUGUCUGUCCUGGCUAACUACUUUGUGUUCAUGACAUUCUUCCCGGCCUGUGUCUCUCUUGUGCUGGAGUUGUCUAGAGAGAGCAGGGAGGGACGACCCAUCUGGCAGCUGAGUCACUUUGCUAGAGUUCUGGAGGAGGAAGAGGACAACAAGCCUAACCCUGUCACACAAAGAGUCAAAAUGAUCAUGUCUCUUGGCCUGGUCAUGGUUCACGCUCAUAGCCGGUGGAUUGCAGAUCCCACGUCAAGUAAUGGAACUCUUGAUCUUCCUGAAGUUGGAGUGAGUCUGAAUGACAAUAUGCCCAAGAGAAUUGAGCCAGACAUGCCCCUUUGGCACUUUUACCUAUCCAGGAUGAUCGGCAUGGACAUUGAGCAGGUGAUCACACUGGGUCUCGCCCUGUUCCUGGCUGUGAAGUACAUUUUCUUCGAGCAGGUGGAGAUGGAGUCUACCUUGUCCCUGAAAGUGCCCACUCCAAGCUCCAUGCUCUCUCAGAAAUGGUCUCCUGAUCAGUGCUGUAGGAAAGAGGUUCCCAGUUCCAGCAAGCCUGAGAAAACCCCAACUCCCCCUCCAGUUGUUACCAAAGAGGAAAGAGAUUUAGUGAUUCGGCCCCUACCUGCCCCGAAAGAGCCUGAGCAUAAAAGUACUUUUGUUUUGGGAGAGGAUGAAACUCAGGAAAUUGUUGAUGUGUCGGAGUCUGUGAUCAGUUUACCUGCUGAACCCAGACCUGUGGAAGACUGUCUCUCCAUUCUGAAAAACCCAGAUAUGGGUGCUCGCUACCUCAGCGAUGAAGAGGUGAUCGCGUUGGUGAACUCAAAGCACAUCCCAGCUUACAAAUUGGAGGCCAUGAUGGAGACCCCUGAGAGAGGGGUGAUGAUCCGUAGAAAAAUGCUCAGCCCCAAAUUCCCAGAACCCACAGCUCUCACCUGCCUGCCUUAUAAAGACUACGACUACUCUAAGGUGAUGGGAACAUGCUGUGAGAAUGUCAUUGGUUACAUGCCAGUUCCUGUGGGGGUUGCUGGGCCUCUGCUAUUGGAUGGAAAGCAGUUUCAGGUCCCCAUGGCAACAACUGAGGGCUGUCUAGUUGCCAGCACAAAUAGAGGCUGCAGAGCUAUAGCACUGGCUGGCGGUGCCAAUAGUCGUGUUCUUGCAGAUGGAAUGACCAGAGGGCCGGUGGUGCGUCUGCCUUCUGCCUGUCAGGCGGCUGAAGUCAAGGCCUGGCUGGAAAGCACUGAGGGCUUCAAGAGCAUCAAGGAGGCCUUUGACCAGACCAGCAGGUUUGCACGAUUGGAGAAGCUUCUGAUUGGUCUGGCAGGUCGCAAUCUAUACAUUCGAUUCCAGUCCAGAACUGGAGAUGCAAUGGGGAUGAACAUGAUCUCAAAAGGCACAGAACAGGCUCUUACCAGGCUGAAGGAGGAAUUUCCAGAGCUUCAAAUUUUGGCUGUUAGUGGAAACUAUUGUACUGACAAAAAACCUGCCGCCAUCAACUGGAUUGAGGGCCGGGGCAAGUCAGUGGUGUGUGAGACCACCAUCCCAGCCAAAGUUGUCAAAGAGAUUUUAAAGACGUCGACUGAGGCUCUGGUAGACGUCAACAUCAGCAAGAACUUGAUUGGAUCUGCUAUGGCUGGAAGCAUUGGAGGUUAUAACGCUCAUGCUGCCAACAUCGUAGCUGCCAUCUAUAUUGCUUGUGGACAGGACCCAGCGCAGACAGUGGGCAGCUCUAAUUGUAUCACUAUUAUGGAGGCCUCAGGCCCCACCGGGGACGAUCUUUAUAUCAGCUGUACUAUGCCCUCCAUUGAGCUGGGCACUGUGGGCGGAGGCACUAACCUUCCUCCCCAGCAGGCCUGUUUACAGAUGUUAGGUGUGCUGGGUGCCAGUCAGGAGUGCCCGGGUGAAAAUGCCCGACAGCUUGCCAAGGUGGUGUGUGCUACCGUGCUUGCAGGAGAGCUGUCACUCAUGGCUGCACUCACUGCUGGACACCUGGUCAAAAGUCACAUGACUCACAACAGAUCAAAAGUGAAUUUGCAAGAAGCUCCAGGAACAUGUACUAAGCAGGCAUCUUGAGACUUCACAUGCUGAAAAUGGAAAAGGGCCAUAAAGAAAGAGGAUCUCACGUUUAAGGCACAAUGAUUAGUAAUUGAGAUUAUUUUAAAGGCCAGCAAAAGGAAUACAGUUCAUGGAUCCCCUGAUCGGUUAAACAUGAGUUAAACAGAUAAAAGUAAAAUGGUUGAAAUUAAAGACUGGAAUCAAGACCAGCUGUGUUUAGAAGCCUAUAGCCAGUAUUUCUAAAUCAUAUCUGAGCAGAAAUCGCUGUUUCCAGAUCUGCUUUGUUAAGCUUAAUUUGCUAUGGAUAGCAAAUCUGCUCUUAUAUCCACUGCAGCCAGUACAUAGAGAUACAGAAGGCCACAUAGUUUAACUUAUUUCCUAAAAUCAAUGCAGUUCAGGUCACUUACAGGACCGACUGGAUGGGUUAAAGCUGAGUAAAUUUUUUUACUUCAUUAUUUGUUGGUGAUAGCAACAGGGAGCUAACGGUCUGUUUGCCAACUUUUUGCCAAACUGGAAACAACAACAUUAGACAGAAAGGGAAGGAGAAAGUUUAAUCUUCAUUGCACUUACAAAGGAAAUGCCGUAGGGCAGUGCCGAUAAAGAGAGGAGUUUAAAGUACUAUGAUUCACUAGUUGGUACACAUGUAGAAUAAUACAGAACAACUACGAAAUUGCCAAAUGCAGCCGUCAGCAGUGCUCGUGAUGUUUUUUUUGUCUGUGACACAGGAAUGAAUUGAAUGACUUGUGUAAAAGGGUUGUGCUAUGGCAUGGUCACAAAUAUUUCAAAAGGUGCUACAAUCCAUUUGAUGUUUCAGUUCUUUGUUCAUUUAGCUAUUUCUUUGUGUCUGAACACCUCUAAAAUGGGUUUAUGUAACAAUACGCAACUUAACGCAUUGCAUGUUUCCAAAGGCUUGAAAUGGCUUUUAUACAAUUGGUUCUAGUUUUCAUGUCAUGGAAAUGUGUGGCUGUUUAGACAUGUAUGUUUCAUGCUGAAGACAUUGAAAGCAAGCUUGCUAUUUUUUUCCCCCAAAGGCACAAUUCAAAUUAUUCAAUAAACUGCAAAGUUUUGUAUAUUUUUAUAAUAAAAGAAAAUACAAAAUUAAUUGACCUGUGCUUGAUCAUAUUCUGCUUCUUACUUGGGCAACUCGAUACAAAAACUCAAGAAAAUAUUCAAGGUUUAAAGGGGUCAUAUGAUGUUGCUAAAAAUAACAUUAUUUUUUGU